Mytilinidion resinicola is the source of this 867-nucleotide messenger RNA. RefSeq lists its product as uncharacterized. The transcript has a single exon. The record is from RefSeq and is a predicted model, not a curated record. The coding region runs from base 1 to 867 and encodes 288 amino acids. NCBI's taxonomy places the organism in Eukaryota, Fungi, Ascomycota, Dothideomycetes, Mytilinidiales, Mytilinidiaceae.
AUGGCGCCUAAACCACCGCUGGGUAGAGGCCUAAUCGACUUCCUCGCCGAACCGAACGUCCAUUGGCCAAUCUUCGAAUCAAUAACCUCCCAACUAGACGUCUGCGAUUUCAUCAAACUCCGCAGAGUCUCAAAGUCUCUUUCAAAUGUCUACGAGACUGUGCAGAAGUCGCAGUGGAACAUUAACGAGGCGUUGACUAAGUCCGUGAAGGAUCCGCCGGCACUUCGUAGUAAGCUAGGUCAAGCUUCAGGAGUUAUAUCUGGACAGUUUGCUCUCAAAUUCCUUGACAGGCAUGUCGUCGGCGAUCGUCUUGACGUCUUUGUGCACGGGCGAAUGGAAGGUAUGGCCAAUGUCGAGUUCAUGGCAUGGGCGAUCGAGCGCGAAGGAUACGCCGUGACCCGAUCUUACAGUCACGACGAAGAGCGCUCCAAAGGCACUGUUGAAGACAAACAGUACAAAACCGACGUAUAUCAACGCCCAGGGAGCAACAGUCCAUCAAUCUACCUUCAGCAUACGCGCGAAACACCUAUCGUAAACCUCCUGUCUACGGGAUGCCAAGGCACCAUCGCUCUUUCGAACUUCAUCACACCAAACAAGGUGUACGCUCCCUUCGCAAAAGAGACCUUCUACGAGCACCGUGCCUAUCUUCACGGACCCCUCAAAGAUGAUUUUGGUGAAUAUCUCAAGGCCGUUGCCAAGACUGGACGACGAAUCCUCGGGAUCCGAUGGAAAGACCAGCACAAGAGUCCGCAUAAGAUGCGUAAACUGACUGACGGCCACAUGUGGAGCAUGGCGCUCGACUCGACAAAUGUCGCUGCUCCUGUGACACCCAGCUUCGUCACAGAUGCUACCACGUUCAAGUUCUAG